AUGCGCGAAGCGCACUGCGCAGUCGCGCACCUUCUUUCGUCUCCCUCCCAACCUCCAUUCUUCUUCUUCUUCUCCAUAACCGCCGCGGCAGCAGCGCCGGCCACCACCACACGGCCGUCCCUUCUCUCACCAUCAGCCCCUACAGCAGCACCAUCCUCUUCUAUAGUAGCAGCUCCAUCUUCAUCUACAGCUCCACCUUCAGUCCCUGAGCCUACUUACCUAUUGGUCCAGCGUCUAUUCUGGUUUUUGGAGCGAGAGAGACUCCAUGUCAGACGCCGAUUAGAUCGGAUGGACCAGGCGCUUAUUUCUCUGGGUUCUGAGUUACCUCCGCUUCCCGACUCUCCGGCCUCCGAUGAGCCGGAUCAUCAGGAGGAGGAUGCGGAGGCACCGACUCAGCAGGAUGCCCCAGCCACUACAGAGCCACCACAGCCCCAUGCGGAGCCGAUCCCACCGCCUCAGACAGAUUCAGCACCUACCGUUGUCCCUUCUACUGAUCCUCCAGUUUAG
This is a messenger RNA of Arachis duranensis, 507 nucleotides long. RefSeq names its product predicted GPI-anchored protein 58. The transcript has a single exon. Bases 1 to 507 code for a protein of 168 amino acids. The record is from RefSeq and is a predicted model, not a curated record. Lineage: Eukaryota; Viridiplantae; Streptophyta; Magnoliopsida; Fabales; Fabaceae.